This is a messenger RNA of Nanorana parkeri, 927 nucleotides long. RefSeq names its product olfactory receptor 2M2-like. The transcript has a single exon. Gene Ontology annotation, biological process: G protein-coupled receptor signaling pathway. The coding region runs from base 1 to 927 and encodes 308 amino acids. The record is from RefSeq and is a predicted model, not a curated record. NCBI's taxonomy places the organism in Eukaryota, Metazoa, Chordata, Amphibia, Anura, Dicroglossidae. Gene Ontology annotation, cellular component: membrane. Gene Ontology annotation, molecular function: G protein-coupled receptor activity; olfactory receptor activity.
AUGAAUUGCACUGAAGAAAGAGAUUUUCAUUUUUCGCCUCUUUCUCUCCCAUUUCAUUUUCAUCUUCUGCUCUUCUUUGGGAUUUUAGUGAUUUAUUUGGUAUCUGUGUCGGGAAACUUGCUUCUUAUUGGUCUGGUGUACGCGGUACCUCUGCUCCACACCCCAAUGUACUUCUUCUUGUGUAACCUCUCUGUGCAGGACAUCGUCUACGUGUCGGCCACUCUCCCGAAAUUUUUAUCUGUUACAAUAUCCGGUGAUUCCGGAAUUCCUUUCUCAGACUGUAUGAUGCAGAUGUUUUUCUUCACCUUUUGUGUUGGAGCUGAGUUCUGUCUCCUGGCGUUUAUGGCUUAUGAUCGUUAUGUAGCUAUUUGCGUCCCUCUCUGCUAUACCACCAUCAUGAACCCGAACUUGUGUGUCGCAUUGUGUUCCGUCGCCUGGCUUGUCGGCUUUUGCAAUUCCUUCGCCCAUGCCGUGAUACUUUCCAACUUAUUUUUUUGCCGUUCCCGAGUUAUCAGCCAUUUCUACUGUGACCUGAAGACCAUGAUAGAGCUUUCCAGCAGCGACAUCACUAAGAUUCAGACAAUGGUGUCCGUAGAAUGCAUAUUUUUGGGGGUGAUUCCAUUUGUGUUGAUUUUAUCUUCAUAUACAUGUAUAAUAGUUACUAUUGUCAACAUUCAAAGCCCAGCAGGGAGGUGGAAGACUUUCUCCAGCUGCUCCUCCCAUCUCAUCAUCCUCAUAUUGUUCUAUGGACCGUCUCUCGGUUCCUACUUGAUCCCGCAGUCUGAACACUCCAAGCAACAGAACAAGAUGCUUUCCUUGCUGUACAUAGCACUUGUUCCAAUGUUAAAUCCUCUGGUUUAUAGUUUGAGAAACAAACAGGUUUUCAGAGCUGUGGAACUCCUAAUAGAAAGAUAUCGCAAAUAUUAA